CUCUCCCCCGUCUGACGUGCUGUUGUGCUGCUGCUGGUGCUGCUGGUGAAGGAUGGCGCUUGGUCCACGUGCAUGAGGGCGGUGUCCCCCCUGCCGCUGCUGUCCUUCACUUCCCUGCUGCAAAACCACCGCUCAUCGUCGCCAUUCAUAGCGGCGCCCGAGAGGGCCCUGCGCUGCCUGUCCGGACAACGCACGCGGCAGAAAUCACUCGCCGCGAUGAAUGGACACACCUGGAGGGACUCCUUGGACAAGGUAGGUAUAGAUCUGAUCUCACAGCGUCACCCAGCACUGCCGUUUUGCUGUCGUGCAUUUGCAGCUGGUGUCCAUUCCGCAAGCCGAGGCGCCACAAGCAGGCAGGCCACUUCGCCACCGAGUCACCAACCGCAAGGAAAUGAAUCUCACACCCGCCUGUGUGUGUGGAUGUGUGUGCAGUGGUGUACAGUGCAGGAGGGGGUGGGCACUUCUUCAAGUGGCUGUUCUCCACCCCCGGGGCGUCGGCAGUCUUCCUCGAGGGGGCCAUGCCUUACGCGCGACACAGCACUGAGAGGCUCCUGCAACGGGGGCGGCAGACGGUAUUGCCGAAUCCCACCAGAUCACCUGUGGUCAGGAUAGUUGGUCUCUCCGCUCAGGUGCCGUCGAAUUUUGUGGAUGCUGAGAUGGCGCGAGCAUUGUCGAGGAGGUAGGGGCCCUGCCCUGCGCUCCCCCGACUCUCUCUCUGUGUGUGUGUAUGUGUGUGUGUAUGUGUGUGUGUGUGUUUGGUCCGGCAGUGCUCUUCAGUGUGCGAUGGAGAUCAAGAUCCGGGAAAGCGGCAUACAGGCGGUAGGUCUGUGUCUGUGCGCGACACACACGAAAUACAUCACGCAUAAAGUGUGAACGUGACGUCGUCGUCGUGUCGGCAGCUGAGCGACCGACUCGUGGGCAUCGGCUCCACAUGUGCCCUCGCAUCCACACAGCCCAAGAGGUGAGGUGCGCAACCAUGUGGCUCUCUCAACCGUGUGUGUGACUUCCCUCGUGUGUUUGUCCAUCAUCCAUUCAUUCAGGGGCGAGCAUCGCGUGUAUGUGUGUGCGACGUCGCUGCGGGGAGGCCGGCACAGCACGAGGGAAUACGCCGCAAUCCUGGAGAAGGUGCGAUCCCUGGCACACACAACACACACACAUGCACACACGUGUGUGUGUACACUUCUGCAGGGCCGUCGCAGCCGUGAGGAGGAAGAUGAGCUGGUGGGUGUGUGUGGGGCGAGGGGUCAGUCAGGGAUCUGAUGUGCUCGCGCGGUGCAUGGUUGUGUGCAGGUCAGCCGUGUGCUCCUCAACGCCCUCCUUGAUCAGGCCGACGUACGUGAGCAGCCCCCCCACUCACCCGCCCAUCAACCGGUGGUGCGUCACUCUUCAGGUGGACCGCGUUCCGACAGGGCUCGAUGCCACUGGUGCGUCCCCUGGCAACGAGGAGCUCAGCGAGAGCAGCGACGAGGCACAGGACCCAAUCCAAGACCUACUCGACGGCAAAGUCACACACGUAUGUGCGAUGGCUUCAGGCGUGUGUGUGUCAUAGCGGCUGUGUUGAUGUCUCUGUGCCGGUUUGUUUGUUGGUUCCUUUGCUCGUCAGGUGGUCCUGUGUGGCGGGAGUGGUUUGGUGGUGCCCUCUCCCCCUCUGAGCGACUGUGACAUUCUGAUGCUGCCCGGAUCGUUCAACCCACUACACGAGGCGCGCACGCACACGCCCAGAGAGAGGGUCUAAGGCCGUGGUGGAGUCGUGUGUGUCCAUGCGACGCAUUUGCAGGGCCACAUCGGUAUGGCCGAGGCGGCCGCCAAUCUCCGAGGCACAUCGAUGUCAAGAGGUGGGUAGACCACCGACACACACGGGGAUACACUGGUGCAUCAUUUUGUGUGUAUGCAGUGGUGUUUGAGCUGUCGUGUGUGAACGCCGACAAGCCCACCAUCUCACUCGACGAGAUACACAGAAGGGCAGCACAGUUCAGAGGUCACACAUCACAUAAUACACACACCAUAUUGAGCACCACGCCGCUCUAUCCAUGUCAGUCACAUCUGUCUGUCUGUGGCGUCUCUCUCUCUCUCUGCAGAGAGGGGGCUGCAUCUGCUGCUGUCGAGCGCCCCCCUGUUCACGCAGAAGGCCGCUUUGGUGCGGGGGGUUACGUUCAUCGUCGGCAUGGACACGUUCGUCCGAAUCAUCAGUCAGCACAGCACUGUGACCCACCUCUCUCCACACACACACACCACGCAACUCGAUAUGUGUGUGUGCAGAUCCCAAGUACUAUGGCGGCACGGACGCUGGCGUGGCCAAGGUGAGAGGAGAGCACUCCAAAUGCCCACAACACACGCAAGUCUCUGCUGUCAUUCUCUCUCUCUCUGUCUCUGUGCAGGCGCUGACCGAGAUGCGGUCACACCGGGCGCACUUCCUAGUGGCUGGACGCACCGAAGGAGGGGUAUCACACACACACACGCCCCACAGCACGGUCCUGCACCUAUUCAUGUGUGUGGGCGUUGGUGUGUGCAGGCCUUCUUGCGCCUGGGUGACGUCACGCACGACGAGGGAAAGUUCGACGGCGUCAAGGGCAUGUCAGAUGACGAGCUCAGCGACCUUUUUCAGGUACACACAGACAGACAGACAGACACAUCGACUGUGCGGGGACCCAUAAUACGGUUUGGUGUGCGUGCGUGUGCAGGAGCUGCCCGACUUCCGUGUCGACAUAUCGUCCACCGAGCUGCGGGCCCGCAUCAAGGACCAAAAAAGAAGAGGGUUGACUACAGAUUGACCGACUGAGUGAGUGAGUGAUCCAUGUGUCUUGGAUGGAGAAGCCAGAGGCUCUGACGCUGGUUGCGGUGGGCCAUGUGAGCACAGGUCUCCCGCCACAGAGGCGCGGCAGAUCUGUAUCACUCUUGUGCCCGUGACCUCCGUCUCAGCCUCUUGCCGGGGGGAAUGCAUGGCCAUCUUAAACGUCUCAAAAC
Vitrella brassicaformis is the source of this 2964-nucleotide messenger RNA. The record is from the annotation of a GenBank genome assembly. NCBI's taxonomy places the organism in Eukaryota, Vitrellaceae.